AUGGCAGACCUCAAGGACGACCAGGUCGACCGGCUUGUGUCCGAGAUCCAUGACUACCAAAUCACACACGGCUCCCUUCUCAAGCUGGUCAGGCUUCAGGAGCAUGGGAAUCCGAGUGUUCCAUGUAGGCCGGUCAGUGUCAGUCUGUUACCGACUGCAUUCCCUGGACGUCUGUUCGAUGAUGCUCUCGCGCUGCAGCAAUCAUUCAAUGAACUGUACGUCCGGGCCUCCAACGAUCACCAAUGGUUAGAAAGUGUCCUUCGCCCAUUGCUACAAUACGACGAAUUCGUGCGUGUUCUAUGGAAGAUUGUCCAGGACACGAGAAAGCGUGGUCAAGCUCAGCCUAUUGUCUGUGGUAUCUUUCGAUCCGAUUACAUGGUUCAGAAGGACUCCAUGAGCCUCAAACAGGUCGAAAUGAACACUUUUUCGGUAGCUGGCGCUUGCCAUGCUGAGCGGGCGGCCAAAAUGCAUCGUCAUGUACAGAACGCUCUUGGAAUCAAGCACAACGGUACUUUGCUAGAAAGUAACAAUACGUCCUCACUAGUGGAGUCUCUCGCUCUUGCUCAUGAGCACUACGAGCAGGCGACAUCGCAUAAGGUCUGCGUGCUCAUGAUCGUUCAAGGGAUGAACUUCAAUAUAGCCGAUGAAAGGCCGAUUGAAUACGGAUUAGUGCACAAAGGCAUCCCUUGCUAUCGUUGCGACUGGUAUGAUGUACUCAGUAGUACGACACUCGAUCGAGAUGGCACGUUGCUGUUCAGUCAUUCUUUUGACGGAGAGCACUUCGAAGUCAGCGUAGUAUAUUACCGAGCAGGCUACGAGUACGCCGAAUACGAAGAAGACGGCAUACGCAUCCGCCUACAUCUCGAGCAAUCCCGUGCAAUCAAGUGUCCCGACGUCCUAACCCACCUAAUGACCCUCAAAAUAAUGCAAGCCGCCCUUGCCAAACAAGGCGUCGUAGAACGAUACCUACCCCUCGACGACGCCUCUGGAGUUCGAGGGACGUUCAUGCCAAUGCAACCCCUCGACGGAUCCGAAGCCAGCCAACGACUCCGACAAGAAGCCAUGGCCCCGACCGACGGCGCCAGGUACGUCGUGAAACCCAACCUGGAGGGCGGAGGCCACAACAUCUUUGAUGAAGCCGUGCCGCAAUUUCUAGAGUUGCUCGAUCGGGAGGUAUCGGGCGGUUAUACCAUCAUGCGGAUGAUUGAGCCACCUCAAGACAUACAAGGGCUUCUCAAUACUGGAGAUAGGAUUUAUCGAGGCCCCGUCGUGAGCGAGCUAGGAGUCCUUGGGACAUGCCUCUGGCGCAGAGGGAAAGAAGGUGUGGAGAUCCUUUCGAACAAAGCAGCAGGUUGGACGUUCAAGACGAAACCCACGGGCGUGCAGGAGAUGAACGUCGUCAAAGGCAACGGCUGUUUCGAUUGCCCUUUACUAACCUAA
Zasmidium cellare ATCC 36951 is the source of this 1440-nucleotide messenger RNA. RefSeq lists its product as uncharacterized. The record is from RefSeq and is a predicted model, not a curated record. Gene Ontology annotation, molecular function: glutathione binding; ATP binding; glutathione synthase activity. Gene Ontology annotation, biological process: glutathione biosynthetic process. Gene Ontology annotation, cellular component: cytosol. Bases 1 to 1440 code for a protein of 479 amino acids. NCBI's taxonomy places the organism in Eukaryota, Fungi, Ascomycota, Dothideomycetes, Mycosphaerellales, Mycosphaerellaceae. The transcript has 3 exons.